CGAGACUUGAUGCCGGAAGUGCGGGCUCGCCGAGUACAUGGCGGCUUCUAUGAACUGAACCUUUCGCGGAUGGUCAGUACAGGAGGACGUAUUGACCAUGUUCGAAAUACCUGAUGAUGACGACUUGUUUCUGGAGGAUAAUAUACUAUGCAUAGAAACCAACAAAGCAGAAAGAACAACCACAUUGAGUAGACAGUUGCCAUUACAUGGCAAAAGGCUUGACAAUAAUGGCAGUUCACAAGAUAAAGCACACAAUGAUGAGAUCAGAAAAGUUGUGAAAAGUCCACAGUUGCAAAAAGAUGAGAGUUUUAUCCAACCUCAAUACACUGGAGGGAAAAAUUGGACUACCAACCCCACCAGGAAAACCCCAAACAUUUUCCAAACAGUUCACUGCCAACAUUGAUAGCAGCAUCAUUUGUGAUGGUGAAAGUGAUGCAUUGCCUCAUAGAAGAAGUCAGAGGCGAUUUCCAGGACCUGCUGGGUUGUUGCCAUUAAUGAAACCCACUGAACUUGAGACUGGAGGGAUAAAUAUCUCAGAUGUAAAUAAUGUCUUUGUAAACAAACCAUGCAGAAGAGAGGAACUUAACAUUAGCAACUCCCAAGCUAGCAGUGAUGAGUGUUCGCAGGCACUUCCUGGCAGUCUUUGAAGAGUGAUCUGGAGCCUGAUGCAGAUGAAGUGUUAAAAAAGUUCUCAGUGCGGGUCAUGCUACACAGAGCAAAAUGUCGACAGUUGCCCAAAGGAAAAGUUCCACUGAUGCUUGGAAUCAUAGAUUCUAUUGAUUUCACGGGUAUUGAUGCUGGUGUUGUGGUACGUGAUCAGACAGGUCAGAUGCAAGGCACGUUGCAUAGAGAUGUCUUGAGAGACUUUGGUGCUGAACUACAGGCUGGAGCAGCCAUUGUUCUGAGACAGGUGAGUGUCAUCAGUCCAUCAAGCAGGACACAUUAUCUCAACAUCACUAGUGCCAAUAUUGUGGCUAUCUAUCCAUCUCAAGGCUGUACAGGACAAGUCAUUCUGCCUGGAUCGCUUCUACAGUCUUCCGCAUCUGGCCAGACAGCUCAACAAACUCUGAAGACAUACAUCCACACAGCAGAUGUGGAGCUCAUCGAGGAAGGCAACAAAAGAAUGGAGAACACUCUGGUCAGCAUGCGUCAGAGAAUGGGAGAGGGUACACUUCCCCAAGCUCCUUUCACCCCUGGGAGUGUCAGAGGAAAUCAGCAACCUCCCAACACAAUGACUGAAUGUAGGGUACAGCGCUUGCCCCCUGUGCAGCAUAACAUGUCCCAGGGGACACCAUUGACACCUCAGUAUCAAUUUGUCAGAAACUCUCAAAACACAGUAGCUCAGCCUGCACAUUCCUCUUCCUCGAGUAGGUUUACAUUCAAGAAACUGUGGUAAAAUAUUUCCCUCAAGUGGAACUGUUUCUAGUGAUUGUCCAGCCACACCUAGUCCAAGCCAGCAUUCCCUAGGACAGCAGACUGGUGCAACAAGCAAACCUGGCAAUGUACUUCAGCAUGCUAAUGAAAAGGCAAAGGACAGACACUCAUCUUUCAACCGGCAUAAAUGCAGUUCAGAUAAAGACCCCAAAUUCCAAAGUCUUGGCAAACUGCAAGGCUGGAAUUGCUGACCCAUCACCCAGCACCUCAGCAUUUGUCCCAAAAGUCUGGAAUAACAGAGACAAUGAGGUCUCUGGAUGUUUGGUGAAAAGUUGCCAGUCAAGUGGUUUUUCUCCAAUUAGAGAAAUGGAAAUAGCUUGUCCUAACACUUUAAAAGUCAGUUCUGGUGCAUCAGAUUUACAGGGUGAAUCUUCAACGGGGCAGCUUUCUUUCAAUCAACAGUCAGCAGAUGUAUCAGAAAGUGUAUGGUUUGAUGACCUGAAUGACGACAUUCUGUCCCAGCUAUCUGAUGAUUUCUAAUUCACAUCUCACUUGAAUUGGAAGAGAAUUUUGAUUCAUCCACUGUACAUUUGUUAUGGGAAAUUUUAUGAUGGACUUUGAUAUACUGGAUCUUCUAACAAGUUUAAUUCUAUGGUCUGGAAUUAUUUUGUGUGUGAGCAAAAGGAGUGACAGGCAAGGAAAAUGUAAUAUUUCUAAGAAUAUUAAAACAGAAGUCUUAGCA
Pomacea canaliculata is the source of this 2116-nucleotide messenger RNA. RefSeq lists its product as uncharacterized. Gene Ontology annotation, biological process: recombinational repair. The coding region runs from base 704 to 1396 and encodes 230 amino acids. The transcript has 9 exons. Lineage: Eukaryota; Metazoa; Mollusca; Gastropoda; Architaenioglossa; Ampullariidae. The record is from RefSeq and is a predicted model, not a curated record.